Messenger RNA from Recurvomyces mirabilis, 1404 nucleotides. It is a transcript of the gene DPH1, whose product is annotated as Diphthamide biosynthesis protein 1. The transcript is spliced from 2 exons. The coding region runs from base 1 to 1404 and encodes 467 amino acids. The record is from RefSeq and is a predicted model, not a curated record. NCBI's taxonomy places the organism in Eukaryota, Fungi, Ascomycota, Dothideomycetes, Mycosphaerellales, Teratosphaeriaceae. Gene Ontology annotation, molecular function: 2-(3-amino-3-carboxypropyl)histidine synthase activity. Gene Ontology annotation, biological process: protein histidyl modification to diphthamide.
AUGGAGGAAAUCCGUGCGAUUGCAGAUCUUGGCCCGACAGUAGCAGCAGAAUUGGAUGGAGACGCUGAGGUGGCAGAGAAGAAGCCAAAGAGAAGAUUUAUUGGUAGGAAGGCGGCAGAAGCGAAAGCGGCAGCAAGAGCAGAACAAAAUGGUGAUGCGGGCAUCGAAGACAGUGGAGCGAUACAAGCCGCACCUCGAAGACGUCCACCACGUGCCCUGAACAAUGUCCCGGAUGAGAUCUUGAACGAUGUAGCCAUAAAUGAAGCCAUCGCGCUUCUACCGAAGAACUACAACUUCGAGAUCCACAAGACAAUCCACCGCAUACGAACAGCAGGCGCGACCAAGAUAGCACUCCAAAUGCCCGAAGGCCUCCUCCUGUUCGCCACAACCAUCUCCGACAUCCUCACUCAAUUCUGCCCCGGCGCCAGCACCCUGAUCAUGGGCGACGUGACAUACGGCGCCUGCUGUAUAGACGACUACACAGCCCGAGCACUCGGCUGCGAUCUGCUAGUCCACUACGCCCACAGCUGCCUCAUCCCCGUCAACGUGACCUCCAUCAAAACCCUCUACGUCUUCGUCGACAUCCAAAUCGACGUCGAACACCUCCUCGCCACGAUCUCGCGGAAUUUCAAACCUGGCAGCACAAUAGCAAUGGUCGGGACCAUCCAAUUCAACGCCACGCUCCACGGCACCGCGCCCCAACUCCGUGAAGCAGGCUACAACGUCAUAAUCCCACAAAUCACCCCCCUAUCCAAAGGCGAGAUCCUGGGUUGCACAUCCCCUCACUUGACUAAAGAGCAGGAGAUAGAUUGUAUCCUCUAUCUUGGCGAUGGCCGCUUCCAUCUCGAAAGCGCGAUGAUUCAUAAUCCCUCCUUGCCGGCUUAUAGAUAUGAUCCGUAUUCCCGCCGCUUGACGAGAGAGACAUACGACCACGACACCCUACUUUCAGACCGCAGUAAAGCGCUCUCCCAGGCCAAGACGGCGAAGAAAUGGGGUCUCAUUCUCGGCUCGCUAGGUCGGCAAGGAAACCCGCAUACCAUGACCCUGAUCGAAAACCACCUGAAAGAUCUCGGUAUCCCCUGGAUCAACCUCCUACUUUCCGAGAUCUUCCCAGGCAAGUUGGCGAUGAUGAGUGAUGUGGAAUGCUGGGUGCAAGUCGCUUGUCCGAGAUUGAGUAUUGAUUGGGGGUAUGCUUUUCCCAGGCCGUUGUUGACGCCGUAUGAGGCGCUGGUGGCGUUGGGUGGGAGGCAAGGGUGGGAGAAGGGGGGUGGGGGGGAUGGCAAGUAUCCUAUGGAUUAUUAUGGGAAGGAGGGCCUUGGGAGGGUCAAGGUUGAGGAGACGGAGGUUACGAGGGUGAAGGUUGAAGGAGCGACGGUUAUGAGGGCUGUUGCUGGUGUGGCGUAG